Pogoniulus pusillus (Red-fronted tinkerbird) is the source of this 1205-nucleotide messenger RNA. It is a transcript of the gene B3GALT9, whose product is annotated as beta-1,3-galactosyltransferase 9. The record is from RefSeq and is a predicted model, not a curated record. Gene Ontology annotation, molecular function: hexosyltransferase activity. The transcript is spliced from 2 exons. Lineage: Eukaryota; Metazoa; Chordata; Aves; Piciformes; Lybiidae. Gene Ontology annotation, cellular component: Golgi membrane. Bases 1 to 1107 code for a protein of 368 amino acids.
AUGCAGCUGACACUCUGCAGGCUCCGGACUCACCAGUGGUGCUUCAUUCUCUUUAACGUUUUGCUUUUCCACCUGCUGCUUUUUGGAGCAGAUUUACUGGAGGAAUACUUCCUGCGGGCACUACCUCUUUCCUACACCGAUGCAAAGACUCUGGAAAUCAGGGAGAGGGCCAGGAAGCUUGAUAGGGAUUCUCUAAAGGCCAACCUCUCCCACACUGUCAGCAGUGCAGCAACAUGCUCCGAACAAGAGAUAUUUUUGCUUGUUCUUGUCUGCAGCAGCCCAGAAAACAGGACAAGGCGCAACGUGAUCAGGCAGACGUGGGGCAAUGUGACAGACACCAGAGGUUAUGCUGUCCUUACCCUGUUUGCCUUAGGAAAGCCAGCUUCAGUAACCACCCAGCUGGAGAUCAACGAAGAGUCUCAAAAGCACAGAGACAUUAUUGAAGGCAGUUUCAUUGAUUCUCCUGAGACACAGACACAGAAGAUGUUGAUGAGCUUGGAGUGGACAGUGGCUUUCUGUCCCCAGGCGAGGUAUAUCCUUAAAACAGACGAGGACGUGUUUGUCAGCAUUCCAAGUCUGGCUGGAUACUUGCUUAGCUUACAGCAACUCGAGGACAUUUACAUGGGGAGGGUCAUUCAUCAAGGAAUGCCCAUCCGAGCCCCCGGGAGCCCUGGCUUUGUUCCCAUGCAUCAAUACUCAGAGGAGUUUUACCCGGACUACUGCGACGGCAGCGCUUUCGUCAUGUCCCAGGACGCCGCUCGCAAGGUCUAUGUGGCUGCCAAGGAGGUGCCAGUUUCAGUGCCCCCUGAUAUUUUUGUUGGGAUCUGUGCUAAGAAAGCUGGCAUCACUCCCGUUCACAGCUCUCGUUUUUCUGGGGAGAAGCACAUCAGCUACAAUCGAUGCUGCUAUAAAUUCAUUUUCACCUCUUCCAACAUGCAAGAGGACGAGCUAUUUAAAGACUGGAAGGAAACAAGCAAUGGGGAGGCUUGCUCGUUGCUGGAGACCUAUUAUGGUCUGGUGUCCUGCAAGGUUCUGACCUAUAUUGAUAAGCUCAAACAGUUUAACAUGGAUAGAAUUAAAAAUGAGCUUCUUCAUUACAUCGACUAAGAUUUGACUCGUGUGAAGCAAGCCUGAGUUUUCUUUUCCCAGCUGUUCUAUCUCGCCAGCGUUUAGCAGCAGCCAUCUCUCCUAGUUCUCUCCCCUUC